AUGAAGGGGGUGCAUCCCAUCUCUGCAAACGGGCUGCAAAAUGGAGGAGUCGAGCCGGAAGCGAAGCCCGAAGUUGUGCCUGAUUGUUUGAACAUUAAGGUCGCGCACGGGCCCGACGAGCAUGAUGUUGCCUUGCCUUCUAAUUCAACCUUCGGUGAUUUAAAAUCAAUUAUAGUUGGAAAAAUCGGCCUGAACCCGGAGACACAUAAACUCCUGUUCAGGGGUAAAGAGAAAGAAGACGAUGAAAGUCUACAAACGGCCGGUGUGAAGGAUAAUGCCAAGGUUUUACUUGUGGAGGAAGUUUCUUCUGGUCAGAAAAUCCCUGAGGAGGUUAAGGAAACAAAUGUGGUCUCACGAGGAGGUGAAGCUGUUGCUAAAGUGAGGGAGGAAGUCGACAAGCUAGCCGGUCAGGUAUCUGCAUUGCAAGCUGUUGUGGAAAGUGGUGCCAAGGUUGAUGAUAAAAAUGUUAUUUAUGUGACUGAGAUGCUUAUGAGACAGCUGCUCAAACUGGAUGGUAUCGAAGCCGAAGGAGAUGGGAAAGUGCAGAGGAAGACAGAGGUCCGUCGGGUCCAGAGCCUGGUGGAGACAAUGGACACCAUAAAAUCAAGAAAUUCAAAUCCAUUUGACAAUGUGCCGGCCAGUGGCUCGGUGUGA
Molecule: messenger RNA, 654 nt
Organism: Striga hermonthica
Lineage: Eukaryota; Viridiplantae; Streptophyta; Magnoliopsida; Lamiales; Orobanchaceae
Source: the annotation of a GenBank genome assembly